Physeter macrocephalus (sperm whale) is the source of this 1119-nucleotide messenger RNA. RefSeq names its product thyroglobulin-like. The transcript has 8 exons. Lineage: Eukaryota; Metazoa; Chordata; Mammalia; Artiodactyla; Physeteridae. Gene Ontology annotation, biological process: thyroid hormone generation. The record is from RefSeq and is a predicted model, not a curated record. Bases 258 to 974 code for a protein of 238 amino acids.
CGGGCCUUUCAGAAUCUGGGGAAUUUCCAUAUUUUUUUUUAAAGCAAUUUGAGGAAAGUCAAGGCCGGACCAGUAGCAAAACAGCCUUUUACCAGGCGCUGCAGAACUCUCUGGGCGGCGAGGCAGCGGACAGCCGCGUGCAGGCUGCGGUGACGUGGUACUACUCCCUGGAGCACCACGCGGAUGACUACGCCUCCUUCUCCCGCGCGCUGGAAGCGGCCGCGAGGGACUACUUUAUCAUCUGCCCCGUGAUCGACAUGGCCAGACACUGGGCAAGGAGAGCCCAAGGAAACGUCUUCAUGUAUCACGCUCCUGAAAGCUACGGCCACAGCAGAUUCUCUGAGAUGGAGAUCCUAGAGAUGGAGCAGCUGGCAGAAUCUGAACUUUUGCAUGUUAGAUUUGCCCAAAGAGAAGUACACCGGCAGAACAACAAGGAUAGAAAUCUCUGGAAGAGCAGACUCUCAAAUCAAUCCCGUGAGAUAGGGCGGAGCAAUGGGGCCCAGCCAAAAGCCUCUUCAACCCCUGGAAGCUUGGAAUUGCUGGCAGAUGUUCGAUAUGCCUUUGGGCUUCCCUUCUACGCUGCCUACGAGGGGCAGUUUACUCUGGAGGAGAAAAGCCUUUCCCUGAAAAUCAUGCAGUAUUUUUCCAACUUCAUCCGAUCUGGAAACCCCAACUACCCGCAUGAGUUCUCCAGGAAAGCGCCAGGAUUUGCCUCCCCCUGGCCUGACUUUGUCCCCCGUGACGGCGCAGAGAGCUACAAGGAGUUCAGUGUCCUGCUCCCCAGUCGACAGGGCCUGAAAAAGGCCGACUGUUCCUUCUGGUCCAAGUACAUCCAGUCUCUAAAGGCCUCAGCAGAUGAAGCUGAGGAUGGGCCGUCAGCAGGGAGUGAAGAGGAGGACCAGCCGUUUGGCUCUGGGCUGACAGAAGACCUCCUAGGUCUCCCAGAGUUUGGCUCCAAGACCUACAGCAAGUGACCAGGCCCCGAGAUCCACCCCCGCACCCUGCCAGCCUCACCCCAGCUGCCACCCUGGACACCUUCUUCUCCAACUUAGCCACUAACUUUCAAUAAAGUGUCUACAUGCAGAGAAGCACUGGUGACUCAGAUUUGUUCAUUCAAGA